AAAGAACUUCAGAAGAAUUUGGCAGAAGUAGUAUUUCCAAAAUUUUGUGGAUUAUUUGAAAAAGCAUUAGAUCAAAACGGAGGAAAGUUUUUCGUCGGAAAUUCGCUGACACUCGCUGAUCUUGCUGUCUUAAACGCAUUUGACACGCCAUUACAUCAACACGCCACACUUCUAGACUCGUUUCCCAAACUUAAAGCACACAGAGAACGUGUAAUGGCCACUCCAAAACUUUCUGAAUACAUCAAGAACAGAAAGGUUACUGACAUUUAAAAAAAUCGAGACUGUGAGAAAAGACCGUAAACUAUUAGUGAAUAAUGUGUCAAUAAUAUGAAAUAAUUAAAAAAUCAAACAAUUUA
This is a messenger RNA of Ruditapes philippinarum (Manila clam), 356 nucleotides long. RefSeq names its product probable glutathione S-transferase 7. Gene Ontology annotation, biological process: glutathione metabolic process. The record is from RefSeq and is a predicted model, not a curated record. Lineage: Eukaryota; Metazoa; Mollusca; Bivalvia; Venerida; Veneridae. Gene Ontology annotation, molecular function: glutathione transferase activity.